GCCCAGACCGGAUGGCCUGUGUGAUGUCCACUUCUUCGUACCUUCUUCUGUUGCGCCGCCAGCGCAGUUGGCGUUGCACAGCAAACUGUUCUCUCUCUCUCGUUGUCUUAAAGCCGACCUAGUCAUUGUUCAGAGGGUACUGCGCACUGAAGAGGUGGGAAUGUAGACUUUUCACACCGUACAGUCUAUUGGUGUGCUCUCACGGCGUACAUGGUUGACGAUUGUGCAAUAUUAUAUAUAUAUAAUGCAUCUUCGAUCCUGGUUGUCGAGGACAAAGCGUGCCCGACAACUGAAAGUGAGCCGCCGUCUCAACAUACCUGCAAUAGCACGCGAGCAACGAGCAGAGGCACCACGUCUUCUUCUCAUCCUAUGCUGCAACCACCCCUGAGCGAGUUCCUCUUGUCGCUCAUCGUACCAAGGCGUGUAAGUCCCAGAGACAAUGAUAUUGCAACCCAGUUUGCCAAGGUGUACGAGACCCCCGGUGUGAGCAUAGCUGAGGGAAUACUCGUUGAUGAUGAAUCUGCCGCCCCUGGUCGAAGCGACGCCGUUGGGCAGCAGAUCCAACUUGCCUGCUCUGAGCAAGCCGACCACGAGCGAGACGCUUUUCCAAGCGGCGUCCAUCUCCAAGGCCGCGCUGUCAUUGGCAGUUUCUGCUGUCCUACCAGGAUGGAAUCCUCGGCUCUCUGGACGAUCCCAUCACCUAUUUUUCGGCUUCGACCGUGGACCUGCUAGUCAAAUCUGCUAUCCAGGCGAACUCUACAAUGCCGCUAGCACUCGUAAAGGGCGACUGGAGUGUGUGUGACGAUUGUGUAUCUACAGGCUCACACAGGUGGGGACG
This is a messenger RNA of Tilletiaria anomala UBC 951, 838 nucleotides long. RefSeq lists its product as uncharacterized. The record is from RefSeq and is a predicted model, not a curated record. The transcript has a single exon. The coding region runs from base 211 to 732 and encodes 173 amino acids. NCBI's taxonomy places the organism in Eukaryota, Fungi, Basidiomycota, Exobasidiomycetes, Georgefischeriales, Tilletiariaceae.